AUGGUUGCACCAACAGCUUUGAAGAAAACUGCAGUUUCUGAAGUUAGUAAUGUUGCUUCUUCUGCUACAACUUCAAGUAGAAUAAUAGGUAUGGACAAUAGAGAAAAGAUUGAAGAUGACGAAGAUGAAGAUAUUUUGAUAGAUCAAGAUGAUGCUGAUGAUGUAACACCAACACAAAACGAUGAAGAAAUUAAAAAACAAAAAGAAUCUAAAGGUGUUGUAUUUGAUGAAUCUGGGAAACCACGUUUUGCUCAAGCAAAUAAAACUACUUUAACAAAGAUUAAGUUGGAAAGUAGAAAGAUUGCAGUUCCACCACAUAGAAUGACUCCAUUAAGAAAUAAUUGGACUAAAAUAUAUCCACCUUUAGUUGAACAUUUAAAAUUACAAGUUAGAAUGAAUUUAAAGACUAGAUCUGUUGAAUUAAGAACAAAUCCAAAAUUUACAACUGACCCAGGUGCUUUACAAAAGGGUGCAGAUUUCAUUAAAGCAUUUACACUUGGGUUUGAUCUUGAUGAUGCUAUUGCAUUAUUAAGAUUAGAUGAUUUAUAUAUUGAAACAUUCGAAGUUAAGGAUGUUAAAACUUUAAAUGGUGACCAUUUAUCAAGAGCUAUCGGUCGUAUUGCUGGUAAAGAUGGUAAGACUAAAUUUGCAAUUGAAAAUGCUACAAGAACGAGAAUCGUCCUUGCUGAUAGUAAGAUUCAUAUUUUAGGUGGGUUUACACAUAUUAGAAUGGCUAGAGAAGCUGUUGUUAGUUUAAUUCUUGGUUCGCCACCAGGUAAAGUUUACGGUAAUUUGCGUACUGUUGCAUCAAGAUUGAAAGAACGUUAUUAA
This is a messenger RNA of Maudiozyma saulgeensis, 831 nucleotides long. The record is from the annotation of a GenBank genome assembly. NCBI's taxonomy places the organism in Eukaryota, Fungi, Ascomycota, Saccharomycetes, Saccharomycetales, Saccharomycetaceae.